Paramuricea clavata is the source of this 4773-nucleotide messenger RNA. The record is from the annotation of a GenBank genome assembly. NCBI's taxonomy places the organism in Eukaryota, Metazoa, Cnidaria, Anthozoa, Malacalcyonacea, Plexauridae.
AGGAUAUUACGAGGUAAGCUGACUGAUCCUGAGAGAACUUGUGUACGCGUUACUUUUCUGAAGUCAGAGAUGGAUUUAUUGCAUGGGAGUUGCCUCUGCAAGAGUGUGUAAGAUUUCUUUAUCGAGCCCAAAUGAUUUUCAAAUUGUAUACGUACAAUUGUUUUGUAGAUGGAAUUUAUUUUACACAUUUAUCAGACGUCGCUUCCCAUGUAUACACUCUCGAAGUCGUCAAAUCCAUUUUCUAUUUGUAUUUUUUGUCAGGUCACUCCACCCACUUUAGUUCAGACGAUCAAAGAAAGUGGAUCAACGCUCAUUAAGCUUCGUUAUUUUGGAGAAGAUGUAAGUAUACAACAUGCACAAACGGCCUCUACAAUUGACAAAUCCUAUCCCCAAUUUUGAGUACAACUAUUAAAACAAUUGCACUGCUCACCAAAGCAAAACUCAGUAAUUUUGUCUGGCAAAUAUAAACAUAAAUAUAUAUAUACACAAUUGUGAUCCUAAGUUGCUAGCGGAACUGUUACUCAGCACAUUUUAGUACCCAAGGCCUGACAACGUAUAAGACGGAUGCACAUGCUGUCAAGUUCACCAAAUUUUAAAAGUAAAACACCUCAUUUAUUUUUUAUUUCUAGGCGUACUUGACUCAAUCAUCUCAACUGUAUUUGGAAACUGCUUUACCAGCAUUAGGUGAUGUUUUCUGUCUGGCGCAGUCCUACGGAGAUGAACAGUCCAAAACUAGAGGACAUUUAUCUGAGUAAGUGCAUGGACAUAUCUAGCAUGCCAAUUUUUGAACGAGAGCACUUCUGAUAGAAAAAAUUGAAAUUAGUUUACAACUGAAGAUGAUUUAUCCUUUAUAUCUGGUACUACAUAGUAUAGUAUAUACAUUCAUUUAUUUAGGUAUACUCACGUUGAAGCUGAAUGUGCAUUUAUUACGUUCGAUGAACUCCUGGAUCGAAUUGAAGAUCUUGUAAGUAAACGUGUUUUAAAUUAAUAUAGUAAAUGGCUUUUUGUGCAUGGAAUUUUCGAAUGUACAAGUUUCCAUACACUUCACACCUAACCAGGAGUAGUUGCGGGAACUAUGGGAGCUUUGAGAGAAAUCGAACCGACUGACGAAGCCCACGCGUAAUACACGCGUGUUUUAUGCCUACAAGAGAUCACUCUAUUAGCCGCCAUCUUGUCUUCGCCCAAUCAUAGGGCAGUUUACCAGGAGUUAUCGUUCCAGUACUUAUAUAGAGUUCACUGGAUUGAACUGGGGGUUGGGAUUGUAAUGAUUAACUACAGCAUAAUGGUAACAAAUUGCUGUUUUUCAGUUGUGUUUGUUAACAUGGAAGUUGAUCCGAACAAAUCUGUUUUCGUUCUACGCAGGCUUGUGAUGUUGUUGACCGAGUUCUGAAGUCGCCUUAUAAAGAUCUGUUUUAUGAACUCAACCCGGUAUGUAAUCAUCGAUGGAGAAUUUCUUCAAUUUAUUGAGGAAUUCGAAACCUUUAGGAAUAUGAAAUAUAUGUAGAAGCACGCUAACCUUGUAGUUAUUCUUUUUCUUAGGAAUUCAAGCCACCAAAGAAACCUUUCAAGUAAGUAGAGAAAUAUACGUAAUAUAAAAGGUUCGACUGUUAGGCUUGAUAAACCCUAUUUCACCUUCAGGCGAAUGGACUACGUUGAUGCUAUUGUUUAUUUGAAAGAACAUGAUAUUCGUAAAGACGAUGGAACAUUCUAUGAAUUUGGUGAAGUAAGUGCAAUGUAGAUAAUAUUAGGAUUGGGCAACUAUAUUUAUUAUCAUAUCACGAUUUUCGUCUAGGAAGUUAUCACGAUAUUCGAUAUACAUGCAUUAAAAUCAAUGACCACAGUUUCAAUAAAUUAAAAUAACUGUUUUUGGAUUUUGUUCAAUCGAUGUUAAGACCCAUUUCCACUCAGGAAGAUUUUCCGCACAAAGAAUGGCCGACACAAAUUUUCCGUCGAAAAAAUUUUGAAGUUGAAAAUUUUCAACUUUUAACAAUGAUAUUUUUCGGAAAAUUUUCUAUCCGUGGAGAAUUUUCUGAGUGGAAAUGGGGCCUUCACGCAUACAUGCCAAACAAUAUAUCACGAACUUUACGGUCAAUAUCACGGACUUCGUACAACCUCACAAUGUGAUUGGUUAAUAUGGUUUAUUUCAGGAUAUCCCAGAAGCACCUGAAAGAAAGAUGAUUGAUCAAAUCAACGAGGUAUGGCAGUACUAACUGCUUCUCAACAGCACCAUGAAAUUGAUUGGUUUUACACCUUAACCUAAAAUUCACCAUAUUUCAUUUGCUACGACUGGCUUUAAGAAGAAUGGAAGAUUUACGCAAUUCAUGCAUGCCUGCAGAAGACAGAAGUUAGGGAGCCGUGCAUAGAGCGACGCCAUCUCCAUUGUAUACGUAUAAAGGCAAGCAGGAAGCUGCAAAUUCAAAACUUGAAAACUUAGUACUACAAAAAUCAUUUGAAGGCAGUGCAGUUUCCUUCCAAAAUGGAUUUUUGGUCAUCUCAGUUCUCACUCAAUUGCAUGCACGAAUGUUGAAAGGAUUUGUAGACGGAAAUUUCGAGUGUAAAUUUUAUACUUUUAUUUAGGCCUAAACCAGGAGCAGCUGCUGCCUGGACCGGCCGGUGCAGCGCUCUAACCAACCAUUCCGGUGCAGCGCUCUAACCAACCAUUCCGGUGCAGCGCUCUAACCAACUGAGUUAUACAGAUGCCAGUUGUAGAGCUCUAACCACAAGUUCAUGUAUAUAUAAGUGAUGACAUCAUGUAAGAACUCGAAAUAUCAUGUGGAGCUAUAGUUAUCCAAGGCGCAUCAGAUUUGCCUAUCACAAUUUCAAAAUUUCCCCAAUAACUAGUAAAAAAAUUCCCAUGGUAAACCCGCAGUUUCAAGAACGGAUUCAUAAUUCAUUAAACCAAUACAAGAUAACCAUGGGGUUCGUGAAAAUCCUUAAAAGUCCUUGAAUUUGGAAACAAAAAUUGAAGUCCUUGAAGUCCUUGAGUUUAUAAAGAACUGCUUGAAAGACCUUAAAUUGUCUUGCUUCAGUGGAUAUUUUCUGAAGUUUUUUUCAAGUUUGUGAACGCAAUGCGCAUGCGCGAGUUUGGGUGCACUUUUGCCUUUAAGAAUUGGACAUUUUGUAAAUUGAUUUUGUUCAUGUCUUACAAAGGCCAAAGCUGUUUGAACUUCAUUAAAGUUAUACCGUUUGAACAGUUUAACGUCACUUUUUACUAAUUUCUAACGCCUUCUUUUCAGCCUUUUAGUCGUUGAAUUUCCUGAUAUAUAUGGCCUUGAAUUUAACUCUUCCUGAUCUGUACGAACCCUGGACUAAUAACGCAUUUGAUUCUCAUCACUCGAAAUUCAACAUAAGUUUAUUUAACUUUGAAUUUAAUUUUUAGCCGAUAUUCCUGUGCCGUUUCCCAGCGGGAAUAAAGUCAUUUUAUAUGUCGCGUUGCCCUGAAGAGACAAGGCUCACUGAGUCGGUAAGUAAACUAUUAUCUACAUAAGUAAUUUCCUCACGUUAUUGAAAACCUGAAAAUUUCCAUCAAAUUCUACCAAUUCAAGAACACAGUGCUGGUGUUCUGUUAUAACCAAUAAAUAAACUUUGGCAUUAUUUCAGGUUGAAUUGUUAAUGCCGAAUGUUGGUGAAAUUGCCGGUGGAUCAAUGAGAAUUUGGCAAUAUGUAAGUAGACCAUUUGUGCUGCUUUCUCGCCAAUUCUGGUCCGCACCAAAUAUUGCAUGGAGAGGUACAGAUUUGCAUGACCAGGCAUGAGAGUUGAGGAAUUACGGUGUGCAUAGAUUGGCAUGUAUAUCAAAAAUUGUUGAACAAUAUAUAGCAUCGUUCAAACGAAGAUGAUAGUUCACAAGAGUUGAUCGAUUUCAUCCACUCUCACCAAUUCUCGUCGACUUUGAGGUGGUUCAAAUUUUUAUGAGAGUAGAUGAGCUAGAGUUUUUGAUCGUUUGAGUCUUAUAGUCUCGUCAAGUCUCAUCCAAGUCUUUUUCUCGUGUGACACUUCGCUUCUCAACUUCAUCAAGUCUCAUCAUCGCUUGACCGGGGCUUUUGUGUAAGGUAGCUUUAAAAGCGCUCGAUGCAUGACAUAUAGGUUGAGCGAUAUAUGUAUGUAUGUUCACGCCCACAUCCAGAUCGGAUAGUGCAUGUUCUCAAUGGUUGAUAUACGGUGGUACUAUUAUUUUCAGGAUGAAUUGUUAGAAGGUUUCAAACGAGAAGAGAUUGAUCCAGCACCUUAUUACUGGUAUACUGAUCAGGUAUUCCUCGGGGUUUUUUUCUGAACUUGUUUUUCAUUCGUCUAAUAAAUUGUUUCUAAAAUUUGCUUAUUCUGAAAGACCACUUGCUCUAUAGUUUCUUUAGGCCACGGUAAAGCCGGACUUAAAAAAUAGUCGGCUGAACUUUGAAAUGAAAUGUCUACAUGAAAUGAUGUCGAUUUUUCGUAUUGAAUUCACAAAAAUUCAGUGAAUUUCCGCGCAGGCGCCCAUGCAUAGAAUUUAAAUAAUAGAUAUCUAUUAUUUCUAUGGGCCCAGGGCCUAUACUUACAAGAUGGCCUUCAAUUUCCGCCAUCUUUGGCUUCAAAAACACAGUCGGGUUAGCAUGUCAGUUUUUACAGAGUUUAAUUAAUAUAAUGUAUUUAAUUUGUAUUUCCAGCGUAAAUUCGGAACAUGUCCCCAUGGUGGUUAUGGCUUGGGUUUAGAGAGAUAUCUGUGUUGGUUAUUGAACAGAAUGCAUAUCAGAGAUGUGUGUAUGUACCCAAGGUUCACUGGCCGAUGCCGACCUUGA